ACUAGUAAUCUGUGGUGGAUUUGCUGCAGUAUUUUCUCCUGAAAUUGAUUGUUUAUAAAAAUAAUUGAACCAAAAAAACCUGUGUAUUGUGUUUGUCUUAGUUUUUACCGUCCCUUGGCUCGUGUGUGAACAAAUACAAUGGAAAUCAAAUUCCGUUAAGUACGUAAAUCAUGUUUGGAGAUAUUCAACUUACCAAACGCCUUAUUGUUAUUGCUUUAGUCCUGGGCAUUAUUUUGAUUUUGAAAGACUACGUAUUCGUUUUUCCAUAAUGACUGAACACAAAGUUGCAUAUUUUUACAACCCCGAUGUUGGUAAUUUUCACUAUGGGCCUGGGCAUCCUAUGAAACCUCACAGGUUAUCAGUUACCCACAGUCUAGUGCUGAAUUAUGGAUUACACAAAAAGAUGCAAAUAUACCGACCAUAUCGUGCUAGCGCCCAUGAUAUGUGUCGAUUCCAUAGCGAGGACUACAUCGAGUUUUUACAGAAUGUAACUCCACAAAACAUACAAAGUUUUUCAAAAGACUUGCUGCAUUACAAUGUUGGAGAUGAUUGUCCAGUCUUUGAGGGCUUAUUUGACUUCUGCUCCAUGUAUACGGGUGCAUCUUUGGAAGGUGCCAUGAAACUCAACAACAAUGCCUGUGAUAUAGCGAUCAAUUGGUCUGGUGGACUACAUCACGCUAAAAAGUUUGAACCAUCUGGUUUCUGUUAUGUCAAUGAUAUAGUGAUUGCUAUUUUGGAGUUACUCAAAUAUCAUCCCAGAGUUUUAUACAUAGACAUUGAUGUUCACCACGGAGAUGGUGUCCAGGAAGCCUUUUAUUUGACUGAUAGAGUAAUGACAGUCAGUUUUCAUAAAUAUGGCAAUUAUUUCUUCCCUGGCACUGGUGAUAUGUAUGAAAUUGGAGCUGAAAGUGGCAGGUACUUCUCUGUCAAUGUACCUCUAAAAGAGGGUAUUGAUGAUCAAAGUUAUGUACAAGUUUUCAAGCCAGUUAUAUCCAAUGUUAUGGAAUUCUACCGUCCUACUGCGAUUGUACUGCAGUGUGGUGCAGAUUCCCUUGCUGGAGACCGCCUUGGUUGCUUCUCUCUAUCUACUAGAGGCCAUGGAGAAUGUGUUAAAUUUGUUAAAAGUUUAAAUGUACCUACUCUUGUAGUAGGAGGUGGGGGAUAUACAUUACGAAAUGUAGCAAGAUGCUGGACCUAUGAAACAUCACUUCUAGUUGAUGAAAACAUUUCAAAUGAGCUUCCAUAUACUGAAUACUUGGAAUUUUUUGCACCUGACUUCCAACUGCACCCAGAAAUUAACAGGCCUGAUAGUUCCUCGAAUGCCAACAGCAAGCAGUACUUGGAAGCAAUAACCAAACAUGUGUAUGACAAUCUAAAGAUGUGCCAGCAUUCUCCAGCUGUCCAGAUGACUCAUAUACCUGGUGAUUUCUUUCCUGAGGAAUAUAGAAUUAAAGAGGAGCCAGACCCAGAUAUCCGUAUAAGUCAAGAGGAAGCUGACAAGAUGGUAGAACCAAGGAAUGAGUUUUAUGAUGAUGAUAAGGAUAAUGACAAGGAAACUGUUACAGAGACUAAGGAUCCAUAGCAUACGAACGGUCCGGCUGACCCACUAGCCAUUUGACGACACAAGAUGUACAAACGUCUAGGAGAGUAAUGUGUCGCAGACUCUUUUGUGUUUAGUGAAUAUAUAGGUAUGCAGUAGAUUGUGUUGAGCUUAAGGACUCUUUGGUUGUGGUUUUCGGCGUGGAUGCGUGAUCAAACAAAAUGAAUUGUUAUUGAUAGUUUAUAAGAUCCUAGAAUAAAAAAAAUCUAAAUAUUGCAACCUUAGUAUCUACAUAUUUUAUUUAUAAGUAUGUGUAGCAUACAAUCAAUUGAAAUUUUAAAACAUGACAUCAAAACUAUGUAGAAAAUCUGGUAUCCUUAUAAUGAUCUGUUAUAUAAUUAUAGUGUAUUAUAAUAUUUCAAUUUAUAUGCUUGGCUGUAAUUAUUAAGUAAAAUAAUUUACAAGCAGGCGAUGUUUAUGCACACAGAGUGGCAAAACAUUAAUAAUAAUUCCUACAUUUAUAAAAAUGUUAAAUAAAAAUCCUUAUUAGUAUAAUAUUGUAAGAAAUUUUCAGGUGGUUAAAGAUAAGUAAGCUGUUGUAGUAACGUAAGUAACGUCUAUGAUAGUAAUAACCUAAUUUUAAAUACUUAUAAUAUGGCUAGAGUCUGACUGCCUUAUUAGAAAACAAUGAAUAUUAAAGGACUUAAUAAAUAUUGUGUCUCGGUCACCGGUUAGUGGUGACUGUAUGGGGCUUGUUGAAUUAAUCUUUGUUUAAUAUGCACAUAAUGAUAAAACAUGCAUUCUCGCCAAUAUUAUAAGCCUUAUUAAUUGCUAUAAAGUAUAAACUGUAAAAGUUCAGCAUAAUCACAACAUGAUAUUGAUUUUAGAGUAAUACCAAUGUCUGACAAAUAAUUUGUAAAAAUAAAUAAGUAGUUGUGGGCUGUGGGCAUUACUACAAUAAUUAGGUAUUAUUUUGUUAGUAAAUUAAUAUUAUAAUACAUAUUUAUUAUAUAAUGAGGGCAAAUGCUGUACCCACUUCUACUUUGUUUUUUGUGAAAGCUAAGGAAUGAAAUAUUAUCAGCUAUGGUAACAGAUAUUUUUAACUUGUACUAGCUUUUAAUACUACAGAGUCGCUAAACAUUUUUCAUUAGUUUUCA
This is a messenger RNA of Aricia agestis (brown argus), 2697 nucleotides long. It is a transcript of the gene HDAC3, whose product is annotated as histone deacetylase 3. The coding region runs from base 269 to 1582 and encodes 437 amino acids. Gene Ontology annotation, molecular function: histone deacetylase activity. The record is from RefSeq and is a predicted model, not a curated record. NCBI's taxonomy places the organism in Eukaryota, Metazoa, Arthropoda, Insecta, Lepidoptera, Lycaenidae. The transcript is spliced from 7 exons.